CAUGGACUGCAUGCAUGCCCGUAGGCCCUAUCUGAAGAGCGAGAUAUAACCAUGCAUUAGUUAUUCUUUGAAGCACGCCUCUCCCUUUAUAAAAUAGUAGGCAACAGGCGCCCUGGGUCAGCAUCGCCUAAACCCGUGCGGACGGCUUUCAGAAGACAGAGAGCGGCACGCCGCUGUGGCUGCUUUAGCAGCCCGCCUCGGAGAUAGUGGCUGCUCCUCCCUCCACCUCCUUACGCCGAAUGCGCCCAUGGGUUCUCCUGUCCAGGCGCCGGCCACACCCCUACCACCUGCCGCACUACGCCCCGGAGCACAGCUACAGCCUCACAGGCAACCACCCCAGGGUCUUUGUGAGGCACUCAUGGAAUCGUCCUCACCAGCAUAAUCACCAUCAUGGCUCUGUUAGAGGGGGACAGCAUGGGAACCGUCAUCACACCGUCUAUGUCUCCCGUCCCUUCCUGCUCUCCCAGAUUCCGCUGCCUCCACACUCCGUUCCAGACCCCCACAACCAGCAGGGAUACUCAAUCCAACACAUGCCAGUGCCAAGUACCUCUCAGCUGCCUAGUAAUUCCCCUUUUCUGCAGCAGCAGUCCAAUGACCUUACCCACCAGCCAGGCAACAUCUAUCACCCUUCGACCAGCGUCAGUCAGCGCCUGGACCACCCACCCAACCAGGCAACCAACAUCUCACACCAGCUCACCCACCUUCCAAACUGGCGAGCCAGUAUCUCCCACCAACAAGCAGGUGUCGCCCAGUGGUUCACCCACCUCCUUCACCAGCUCCCCCACAACCCCCAUCAACCAACCAACCUCGGCCACCAUGAAGCCAACAUCACACACCAACCAACCAACCUCAGCCAGCAUAAAACCAGCAUCACUCAUCGACUAACCAACCUUGGCCACCAUGAAACCAACAUCAUACACCAACCAACCAACCUCAGCCACCAUGAAGCCCACAUUCCACACCAACGGGCCAGCCUACAACUCCACAGCCUGCACCAAUUGACUGAGCCACUGCACCAGGAAGCCAUUAUCCCAUACCAACAGGCUAAUCUACCCCACCAGGAAUCCCAUACCAUUCAAGAGCUGGGCCACAUUUCCAACCAACCAGGCUAUGUCUCUGACCACAUCUCCCAUGAGCGUUCCCAACCGCAUUCCCGCCAGCAGCCCUGCCAACGUACCAAUGAGUAUUCUCACCGGCAGUCCCACCAGCAUUCCCAUGAGAAUUCCCACCAGCUGCCCUGCCAACAUUCCAGUCAGCAUACCCACCAGCGUUACCUACAGCAUUCUCAAGAGCGUUCCAGCCAGUGUUUUGAUGCGCAUACCCACCAGCGUUACCAACAGCAUUCCCAAGAGCGAUUCAGCCAGCGUUCUGAAGUGAAUGCCCACCAGCGUUACCAACAGCAUUCCCAAGAGCCUUCCCGCCAGUGUUCCAAUGAGCAUUCCCACGAGCCUUCCAGCCAGCGUUCUGAUACGCAUACCCACCAGCGUUACCAACAGCAUUCCCGAGAGCGUACCCACCAGUGUUCCGAUGAGCAUUCCCACGAGCCUUCCAGCCAGCGAUCUGAUACGCAUACCCACCAGCGUUCCCAAGAACUUCCCAGCCAGAGUUCCACUGAGAGGUCCCACCAGCGUACCCUGGAACAUUCUUAUCAGUCACUCCAAACAGCCCAUGUUACAGAUGCGACUGACCACAACAUCACGCAAGGGCAGACCCCAGGGUACCAGCAAACUACAUCAACCCAUUCCUCUAAUGCCAGCUCUAGUCGCCGAACGCGUCCCGAGCAGCCAGGGGCCGGACCACCCGUCAGUGGGGAGCAGGGCACGGCGCGAGACCAAAGCGAGGCCAUGACGAGCAUGGUGGAACAGCUCAGGAACAGCAGGACUCGGGGUCUGUCUGGAUCCAGCAUCAGAUACCUCCCGUCCCACCGCUUCAGAUCUGACGGCCAGACUUCUGAACAAACCCGGUGUGUCGUGUGCUUAUAUGAGUUUGAAGACGGUCAGCUGAUUCGUGGCCUGCCGUGCAGCCAUGAAUUCCACGCCAGAUGCAUUGACAAGUGGCUCAGGGCCAACAGAACAUGCCCCAUAUGCCGAGCUGACGCGCUGCAGUGGACCUCUGAGUGACCAGAGCAGUCCAUGAGGGCCCCACCUGCUGUAGCGUACACUGCAGAACGGAAGUGUAGCUAUAUGGUCUUACAUAUACAAAUUAAGACCAUAAGGGCAUGUAUUUAUAUAUAUAUAUGUCUGAAAAACAUUAAAUUCAACCUUGAAAUUCAAUGAAAACAGGCUUCUAUUGUGCAUGAUGUGCAUGAUUUGUGUAGUGUCAUUCACAUACUACUUAGAACAAAAUAAGCUGUUUGUUUUCUAAAAACAAUGUUUUUUAUCACACACCUCACAAUGACAAACAUAGAUUUGAUGAUUAAAUCAAGGCCCACUGAAAACAACGUAUAUAAAUAAAACAUCCAGACACCAUGCCUUCCAGUAGAAAGUAUUUCUCUCCUAAGUCAUGUCAUAUAGAAAAUGACUAAAAAAAGGUAGCAAGUCUACCUAGGUCAGCUCAUAAUGGACUUUUCCCCUAGAUAUAGAAAUAUUAUCUGUAAUACAAAGGUGAUAUACUUGUUUUACUUCAAAUGCACAAGUCCCUUUAGAAUGGAGGCCAGAGUUACCUGAAUUGAAACAGUCGCUUCCAAAAUUAUUGGCAC
This is a messenger RNA of Anguilla rostrata (American eel), 2698 nucleotides long. RefSeq names its product histidine-rich glycoprotein-like. The record is from RefSeq and is a predicted model, not a curated record. Bases 240 to 2120 code for a protein of 626 amino acids. The transcript has 10 exons. Gene Ontology annotation, biological process: protein ubiquitination. Gene Ontology annotation, molecular function: ubiquitin protein ligase activity. NCBI's taxonomy places the organism in Eukaryota, Metazoa, Chordata, Actinopteri, Anguilliformes, Anguillidae.